AUGUCUACCUUUGGGUACAGAAGAGAGCUCAGUAAAUAUGAAGACAUUGAUGAAGAUGAGCUCCUCGCUUCUCUCACUGAAGAGGAGCUGAAGGAGCUGGAGCGGGAGCUGGAGGACAUAGAGCCCGACCGUAACCUUCCAGUGGGACAGCGGCAGAAGAGCCUGACAGAGAAAACCCCAACAGGGACUUUCAGCAGGGAAGCACUGAUGGCCUACUGGGAGAGGGAGACCAAGAAACUCCUGGAAAAAGAGAGGUUGGGUGCAUGCGAGAAGGAUUCUGAGCAAGAAGAGGACAAUUCGGAAGAACUUCAAGAAGAAUGUUUCACAGAAAGCAAUAGUGAAGUGUCUGAGGAGGCGUAUACUGAAGAGGAUGAUGAAGAAGAAGAUGAAGAGGAAAAUGAAGAUGAGAGUGAUGAUGAGAAUGAGGAAGAGCAAAAUGCUGCAGCUGGCAGGCAUUCUGACCAUGUCAGACACAAAAAGUGUAAUGGUGCAAAGGACAAUGAAAGCUUCCUCAAUGGCCAUGAUGGAAAAGACAGUGACAAUCGGAGCUCAAAAAGCAGUGCCAUCCACCCUUGUGGAAAUCCAACAGUUAUUGAAGAUGCUUUGGAAAAAGUUAGGAGCAACGACCCUGACACCACAGAGGUCAAUCUGAACAACAUUGAAAACAUCACUUCACAGAUGCUUAUACAAUUUUCUCAAGCCCUGAGGGACAACACAAUGGUUAAGUCAUUCAGCUUGGCUAACACCCAUGCUGAUGACAACGUGGCAAUAGCUAUUGCUGGUAUGUUAAAGGUUAAUCAGCAUAUAACUAGUCUGAAUAUUGAGUCAAAUUUUAUCACAGGCAAAGGCGUGCUGGCCAUCAUGAGAGCUUUGCAGCACAACAAAGUUCUAACAGAACUGCGCUUCCACAAUCAAAGGCACAUCAUGGGCAGCCAGGUGGAAAUGGACAUAGUCAAACUGCUGAAAGAGAACACCACUCUGGUAAAGCUGGGCUACCACUUUGACCUUGCUGGCCCAAGAAUGAGCAUGACAAGUAUCCUGACAAGAAAUAUGGAUAAACAAAGGCAAAAGCGUAUGCAGGAGCAGCGGCAGCAGGAGUCAGGUUGUGACGGAGCUAUCAAUCCAAAGACCAAAGUUCUGCAGAAGGGGACACCUCGGUCCUCACCUUAUGUGUCCCCUAAAAGCUCACCGUGGUCUUCCCCAAAGCUCCCUAAGAAAGCACUGCCAGUGAAAUGUCAGCCUUCAGCACCUGCACCCCCCCCUCCCCUUCCCCCCUCUCCCCCGCCUCCCCCUCCUCCUCCCCCUCCUCCGCUUCUUCCAGAGAAGAAGGCACCUACCAGGAAUAUAGCUGAAGUCAUCAAACAGCAAGAAAGCUCAAAAAAAGCCUUGCAUAAUGGACAGAAAAAGAAAAAAGGCAAAAAAACCAGAAAACAUGAGAACAACAUAUUGAAAGAAAUUAAAGAUUCUUUAAAAUCAAUCUCAGACAGAAAAUCAGAGGAAGGCUCACGACCCUCCACCCGGCCAUCCACCCCACAAAGGUCUCUCCAUGACAACCUUAUGGAAGCAAUUCGGGCAAGCAGCAUAAAGCAAUUAAGGCGGGUGGAGGUACCAGAAGCCCUUCGGUGA
Agelaius phoeniceus (red-winged blackbird) is the source of this 1626-nucleotide messenger RNA. It is a transcript of the gene LMOD2, whose product is annotated as leiomodin 2. Gene Ontology annotation, cellular component: cytoskeleton; myofibril; striated muscle thin filament. Gene Ontology annotation, molecular function: actin binding; tropomyosin binding. NCBI's taxonomy places the organism in Eukaryota, Metazoa, Chordata, Aves, Passeriformes, Icteridae. Gene Ontology annotation, biological process: actin filament organization; myofibril assembly; muscle contraction. The record is from RefSeq and is a predicted model, not a curated record.